AUGGCGCUCGCAACAGCUUCAAUCGAUGAUCCCGAAACAUGGCAUCUUUUUGCCAACCUCGACAAUGAGUUCUUGAAGAUGGUGGAGGGUGGCGUGCAGUCGAGGUUCCACCGGGGCGAUGCACCCUUGGGCUUGCCCGAGAUGCGUGCGAAAUGGGAUGCGGACUUCAGGAAGGAAGCAGACCUUCUCCUAGAAGAGUCGAAAGGGGAAGUAUCGGAGGAAGAAAUUUCCAUCUCUGUCCGGGAUGGUAGCACGGUGCGCGCGCUGGUAUAUCGCCGCACGUGCAGCCCAGCGGAGAAAGGGCCGCUUUUCAUUAUCCUCCAUGGCGGAGGAUUUCGAAUAGGCAACGCGGAAAUGGAAGCGCGCGCAUGUAUCGGUGCCACACAGACCUAUGGCUGUGUCUCAGUCAGCCUGGAGUACCGGCUGUCUCCAGAGAACAAAUUUCCGGUGGCUUACGAUGACGCGUGGGACGCGUUGUUAUGGCUAUCCAGAAACGACUCUUCUUUGGGUGCGGAUGUCGCCCAGGGAUUUGUAUUCGGAGGCACAUCGGCCGGAGCUCAUAUAGUAAAUGCCCUUGUCCAUCGAGCACGCGACGAGAUGCUCCAUCCUCCAGUGACAGGUGUCUACCUGAGUGUCCCACCAUCUUUAGCGCCACAGGCCCUGACAGAUGAGUACAGGGAUCUAUAUCGAAGCAGAGAGGCACUCAAAGAUGGGUUCACGCUGACGUCCGAGUCCAUCGAGUUGUAUGAUCGAGAUGUAGAACCCGACUUCACUUCUCCUCUCUGGAGUCCUCUUCUUUGGCCGACUGGACACGCCAAUUUGCCGCCUACAUUUUUUCAAAUUUGCGGUGCUGAUCUAUUGAGAGACGAUGGCUUGAUUUAUGAGAGGGAAUUGAGACUGAAAUGUGGCGGCAAGACCAGGGUUGUUGUUUACAAUGGCCUGCCACACGUCUUCUGGUACACCCAUCCAUCUCACCCUACCAGUGAGAAAUUUGCUAAAGAUACAAUCCUCGGCUUGGGCUGGCUCCUUGGCAAAGAAGUCUAG
Molecule: messenger RNA, 1044 nt
Organism: Penicillium arizonense
Lineage: Eukaryota; Fungi; Ascomycota; Eurotiomycetes; Eurotiales; Aspergillaceae
Product: alpha/beta hydrolase
Exons: 3
Coding region: 1-1044 (347 amino acids)
Molecular function (GO): hydrolase activity
Source: RefSeq, a predicted model, not a curated record